CUUCCGGCUUCCGGUAUUAAUGGCGUUCGAUUGAAAACGAGCGGACAAGCGCCUGCUAGCGAUGGAUGCCUCCCGGCGAGGCAUUUACGACGCUGCCCUCAUGGGCAUCUUGUCAAACGAAGGCCAGAUAUAUCCGUUCCUCGACGCCAUCUUCGAUUUCCUCUACCGCCGCACCGAUUUCUACCGCAUCAAGUCCUCCCCGUCUGACAAACUUGGAUUUUCUCCUGGUGUCGCAAGGAGUAUCGUUAGAGCUGCUUUCGAGUCGUACAACAAGCUCGCAGAUGAAGCACAAAAGAAGAAAGACGCUGCUGCGCCAGUCGUUGCACAACCCGAAGAGCCGGUUCCAAUCGCAGCCGAAGUGGAAGUCGAGACCACCACCUCGGACGAUACGAUUGACUCGACGACGAGCGAAAGUGUGGCAGCCGAACCGGUGAAGACCGUCCCCGCGGCAGCAAAGUCAAAGUCCCAGUGCUCUCAGAAGGGUGAUGCCAACAGCGUUGAGCCCACGAAAGACGACAAAGCGGAUGGGCCCAGCGUUAGCACCCCGAAGGCUGGAGAUGAGAACGAUGGCCCCGAAUACGAUCCCGUCCAGGCCAAGUUCCAGAGUCAUCCUGAGAGCUACAAUGGCGCCAUGCGCGACAACUACUGCUGGAGCCAGAGUAUUCACGACCUCGACGUCCGAGUCAAGGCCGGUCCCGACGUGACAACGCGGAACCAGGUCCGCGUGACCAUCAACACCAACCACCUCAAGGUGGAGUUACUGGACCUGGCAACCAAGACAUGGUCGGUGCACGUGGACGACGACUUGCACGCCCGCGUGAAGCUCGACGAGUGCAUCUGGACUCUUGUGCCCGGAGACCACGUACUGGUGAAUCUGGAGAAAGCUACCGAGUUGUGGUGGGAGCGGCUGCUCGUGAAUGAGCCCAAGAUCAACAUCCGUGCCAUCGACCCGACCAAGCCCUUCGAGGAUCUGGACCCAGAGUCCCAGGCCAAGAUCCAGGAGCUGACUUACAACAGCCUCCUCAAGCAGGCCGGACGCAAGACGCCCCAGGAAGAGAAAGUGGAGAACCUGCUCCGCGAGGCUUGGGACAAGGACGGGUCGCCGUUCAAGGGGCAGCCCUUUGACCCCAGCAUCGUGAACAUGAGUGGCGUCAACAGUGAGAUGUGACACACUUCAUCUUCACCACAUCUUUUGGUUCUUGUCUUGGCCUGGAACACUGCGUGCACAUCGACCGCAAGUGUGUGCUUUGUGUGUGGCACCCGGAGUUGGCUGAAUGUGUCACAGUGAAGUGUCUUUUGCGUGCGAACUCUGAUGGCCUCUGCUCAUCAAGAACUGGCCUUUGUCCUCUUGCGACAAGAACAGUCUCUGUGACCUGUGCGGGGUGCUCCUGAACUCAGUGGGGUGGCAGAACUGCACCUGCUGGACUCUCGCCAGCAGAAAAAAAAAAAAAGACGACUUUGAGAAGACUUGCGUCGGCUACGUAGUAGCCUUGUAAACACAGCAGAUUGUCUGCUACAGUUCUUUCAUCUCAGCAGUGUACAGUCUAUGCAAUUAGGGCAUCGGAACGAAUGCCUCCUGGCAACUGCUACUAGUCCUCGCAGUGAAGAGCAACAGAUCUCGUGCUUAAUAUACAAAAUUUUCGUCAUUCUCAGACACUAAGCUUCAUCAGAGUUGGAGGUUCACCCAUUAAAGUGUUUUAGCAAGCU
Rhipicephalus sanguineus (brown dog tick) is the source of this 1707-nucleotide messenger RNA. RefSeq names its product nudC domain-containing protein 3. Gene Ontology annotation, biological process: protein folding. Lineage: Eukaryota; Metazoa; Arthropoda; Arachnida; Ixodida; Ixodidae. Bases 62 to 1168 code for a protein of 368 amino acids. The transcript has 8 exons. The record is from RefSeq and is a predicted model, not a curated record. Gene Ontology annotation, cellular component: cytoplasm.